AUGUUCAAUGAACCCAUAUCACCACCCUCCUUAACACCUUCAUCCCCAUCUUAUUAUACCAUCUCCUAUGAUUCUGACCCUCAAUCACCUACUCUCGCUCAACUCCAGACUCGCGCCCUCUUCGCCCAAAACCAACCUGAACCAGAAACUAAUAUUCCUUCACCAUCUGAAAAACCACCAACACCUCCAUCUGAACCACACAUAGAAACUCUCACUGAAAACCCAAUUACUCAUCAAUCUGAACCUCUAAUUGAACCCAUAACACCAUCAACACCUACAUCUCCCACCGCUGAAGCUACAGAAAAGGCCGUCGCUGAGGCUACUGCUACUGCUGAAGUUAAAGCCAAAGCCAAGGUUGAUGCUGAAGAAGCAGCACGCAUAGCUGCGGAAGAAGCUUCCAAGGAUAGGGAUGAUGCUCUAACUCAAGGGGAGCAAUCUCAAUCUGAUUUCGCUCCUCUAGUGUUGAAGACUCUGGAAGAGCUGCAAAAAGAGCAGCAGGUCGUGCGAGCAAGAUUGGAUCAACAGGACUUCGUCAACUUCAACAUUCAGAACCUGCUGACUUAG
This is a messenger RNA of Lathyrus oleraceus (garden pea), 564 nucleotides long. RefSeq lists its product as uncharacterized. The transcript has a single exon. The record is from RefSeq and is a predicted model, not a curated record. The coding region runs from base 1 to 564 and encodes 187 amino acids. Lineage: Eukaryota; Viridiplantae; Streptophyta; Magnoliopsida; Fabales; Fabaceae.